AUGCGAUUCAAGCCCACUCUGGUACUGUUCAUGGGGGGUUUCCUCUGGAGCUGUAUAUAUUUCACAGACGCCGAGAAUUCUCUUCUCGUCAACAGCGCGCCGGCGUCAAACGUUAAACUUAUCGUAAACAAGAAUCGCCGUCUCAGGGGAGCGCAAAAUCAACAUGAAGAAGAGAGGGACGUUGGGAUAUCGAAUGUCUCUCAUUCAUCACAGACACCGGGUAAAUACAAGGCUCUAGUCAAGUUUCUAGUGGUGUACUGGAUGCUAGUUGCAGGCGUCUUUGGCGUUUUCAAGAUUAAGCAAAGGGGCUCCAGUGACAACGAACCUACAACAAGCUGCGCACACGGCCGUUCGCUUAGGAAGCGUGAUUACGACCCAGCAGAGCGAAGGAUAAGGUGCCUGUUUGAAUAA
This is a messenger RNA of Phytophthora infestans T30-4, 411 nucleotides long. Its product is annotated as secreted RxLR effector peptide protein, putative. The transcript has a single exon. NCBI's taxonomy places the organism in Eukaryota, Oomycota, Peronosporomycetes, Peronosporales, Peronosporaceae. The record is from RefSeq and is a predicted model, not a curated record. The coding region runs from base 1 to 411 and encodes 136 amino acids.